Cuscuta europaea is the source of this 1424-nucleotide messenger RNA. NCBI's taxonomy places the organism in Eukaryota, Viridiplantae, Streptophyta, Magnoliopsida, Solanales, Convolvulaceae. The record is from the annotation of a GenBank genome assembly.
AAAAUUUGAGGUCUUUAAAUUAUUCUGAGUUUUUAAAUUUUAGAGUACUAUUGUUGGCCUCAUCAUGAACAAGCAAACACUUUUUGUUUUGUUGUUGGCGUGAAAGACAAAAAAUCAAGCAAGCCAUUUGGAGGAAAUAUGGUAAUUGAUAAUUUGAAAUGGAAACUUACUCUUUAGACCCAUUCGAAUUUUGAGCUUGAGCGACGCUGAUCGGUCAUCGGCGUUUCUUUUUGUUUCUUUUUAUCCGGUUGAAAACAGAUCGCUCUUUACUCAAGGCGGGCGGUGCUUCGUUUGCGAUUGAUCAGCAAAGAAAGAUGAGUGAAACAUUGAGCGGAAGUGAUCCUUCGGUAUCGACGGAAACGCCGCUUAAGAGCGGCAAUGUGUUCGAUGCGAGUAGAAUUGCAGAAGUAAAAUCGUGGCUGACUUCCCAAUUCGAUGCUGUUGGGAAGGACGUCCCUGCUUUAGAGUACACCGCACGAAGCGUUGCGCAUUUGCACAAUAUCGCAACCGCCUCCCAGGCCAAAAAUCAAGCCGCUGGAAUUGUGGCUAAAGAUUUCCGUCAAAAAGCUGCUGAAUUUAGGUCUCAAGCUGCUAGGAUAAGAGAGAUAUUAGAGAACGUGGGAUUGGGCCAAGAGAGCUUAACCCCGAAUGUGGUUUCCUCCGCACAAGUCCUUGCUAGCACGUCAAAUUUGUUGAAUAUUAGAGAUACCGAAUUGAGUAGCUUUCUUGUAGCAAUAGCAGAUCUAUCUCUAAGGAAAACAGCAGUUGAAGAGAAAAGGGCUAAAGUGCAGCAGGAAUCAAAAGCUCUUCUCGAUUAUACUCGAAAGGCAAUAUCAAGAUUGACUUAUUUAAAAAGAACACUUGCACAGCUGGAAGAUGACAUUUCUCCCUGUGAAGCACAAAUGGAAAACUGGAAAACAAACCUCACAAUUAUGGAGUCAAAAGAGAGACAAUAUUUUCAGCAGUAUUCUAAUUAUAAGGCAAUGCUCAACCGUGUUGGCUAUACCCCGGAGGUGAGUCAUGGAGUGCUGGUUGAAAUGGCAGAGCACAGAAAGGAUUUGGAGAACAAAACAAAACCCAUUCUCGAUACCUUGAGAAGCUACCAAGACCUGCCCCCUGACAAAGCAUUGGCCGCAUUGGCGAUAGAGGAGAAGAAAAGACAGUAUACUGAUGCAGAGAAGUACCUUGAUGAUAUCUUGCAGUCAGCUCUUGGUUCCUCUGAUUGAAAUCAAAUCAAGUUUCUUCAAAGCACAUUGGUAGGCAUCAUUAGUACUUGCGAAGUAUUUAAGAACACAAGGCAAAUUCAGUUUUCCACUUUUUUCCUACUUAUAGUCAAAAGCUGUGAAGGAUGUAUGGUUUUGGCUAAGUUUUAAUUAGCCGCCAACUUGCAAGUGAUAAUUUAUAUUUAUGAUGAUAAUUUUAAA